UUUCCGACGCUUAAAAUGUAUUCGGAUGACGAUUACAUUCCUCAGUACUGUGUCAUGGCCGGUCCAUCUGGCGACGAAAACGUUCCACUCACUCUGGGAAGCGGUCAGAAAAGUGGAAAGGACAGUCAACAUCUGCAUCUUGAUGACCCUUAUAUCUGGAACUUGACCCCAAGCAUAAAAGUGAAAAAAACAUUGAUCGACGCAGAAGCGGGACCAUGCUCGAGAGACGUCAAGAGAUUGGCAGUGAGCAAUCACGCGACACGUUGGCUGUACGCGAAACCAGUACUUCGCAUGUGA
Messenger RNA from Cylicostephanus goldi, 297 nucleotides. Lineage: Eukaryota; Metazoa; Nematoda; Chromadorea; Rhabditida; Strongylidae. The record is from the annotation of a GenBank genome assembly.